GUACAGUUGUUCCUUGUGGAGCAAGAUGAAGUAGCGGUGUCCUGAGAAACAGCGUCUGUCAACGUCUCUUCUCUCUCCCUAUAAAACAAAGCAACACUCUCCAACAACCAUCCACAUCGACAUUCAUAAUUGUCGAAGAUGACCACCACGAUACAGGGCUUCGACGACGGGUUUUGUGUCUCGUCGAGCAGCACUUCUGCCUUUGGUCGGACCGACACGAACGGCACACACCCUCGUCAGAGGGGCCGGAAUAUGAUGCUCGCAGAUACCAGUGCAGCAGGAGGAGCAAGAAAUUCUCCUAGAAGGAGUCAUAUGAAACAAGACAGUCUCUGCCAGCGAACGACAGGAACGGCUGUACAGACAGAAGAGGUAUCCACAUCGCGAACGUCUGCCGAUACAACACCCAAGACCAGUUUCUCUCGCGCUUUCUGGAGUCUAUGUUCAUCUAGUAAAACUAUGAGCAACAUCAGUGUAGGAGUCCGCGACAAGAACCGCAAAACUACGACUACGACGAGAAGAACUAGUACCCGAAAAGGCUCUUCUUCCAAAUUGAACAAGAGAAAAAUGUCAGCUGCAGGAUACUUUGGCUCCAUUGGGACGGGAGCGAGAAAAGCUAUGCGUCUGUUCGUAGCAUUAGGCGGAGCAAAGCAAGUCGUCGCGCAGUUUUCGGCCGCGUUUCAAGGCGUAAUCCUGGAGGACCUGGAUUGCCCUUGCCAGGAUAAAGAUCAAGUCUGCUUCAUACCCGUGUGUCCGAAAGGGUAGUUCGUAGUUUUAAAUUUAUUAUUGGUCAUACCUAGCGUGCAGCACUCUCCGUCUCCCACGUUUGGAGCCUGGGGGGUAGUGAGUGCGAGUGCAGCAUCUCUGAUUCCGUCCUUCUUGUCCAACGUGCCCCUCAAGCUCAAAUAUCACUAUAUAUAUCUUCAGGGACCACUCUGGAGCACUUUCUCAACUCACAGACUAUUGCUCUUCGUUUUUUCUAGUUAGGUCUGCUCCAUUACUAUUUUUUCUCUUCAUCGUUUAAGCCAGGUGUCUAUCAGGCUUACUCUUGUUGGACAUUUUUCUCGUUACAUCCCCUUCUCGUAGGACGACAAAAUCGUCGAGGUGGGAACUCAUCUACCCAUAAGUAACACGAAAAGACUUGAUGAAUCUUCGAAGUCGUCAUCUAAGACCUAUCUAUGAGUACGAGUAGUGAGCCAACGCCACUCAAGGAAACACUUUUCGUUGCUGUUCACUUUCCCUUUGUCAAGUCUCCCACACACAACUACAUCUACUACCACCAGGAUGUACCAGUGCUGUUUUGAUUGCACGAUUAGUACCUGCGAUAGAGAUGCUCUGGGCUUCUUCCCGCAUGGAGACUUGUACCUAUCAGAACGAGGUGUUUUGGAGUGCCUUCAAUGCAAAAGCGGGGACUUCUGCAGCGGGUAUUUUUACAACCCUGCUGUUGAAGAAGAGGAUAACUCAUAAUAUAGAGCGAUUAAUAGUAAGUCUGUUUAUCCGUCACUAUGAUGUACAACAAAAACAAAGUAACUUGAUGUACCAUUUUGGGCUAAGUAUCGCAAACAUUAACAUCAUCGUCGUAUCUACUAAAUCACUCAACAUCAUCAGGUGCGAUAGUUACCAGGAGUGUCCGGCUUUUCCCACUAAGAAUGCUGCAGGCGCUGGUACGUACGAGGCACCACGAGUGAGCUUACCAGGAUCUAUUUUGUUAAGGCUUGGUUUUUGACAUCCUAAUCUUGCUAACAAACUAACUAUCACAAGUAAGUUCGUUUACUUCUACUUGUCACGCCUUGAAUGUGUACUUUUACCAAGUCAACAAACCCAGCAUGAAUCCAUGCUCCCUUUUUUUUCGUGAAGUGAAUCUUCUGUCUCUAAUCCUCGAUCGUGAAUGUCAACGGUGCCCGGAUGGUUUCGAAGCUGACUUUAGUCGCGAUCGCUGUGUACCUCCUUUCCGCAACGAUUGCGACAUGGUUCUUCUAGAAAUCUGUCUCGCUGGAUGCAAAGACAACCCGACGAAUGACGAGUGCCAGAGGAUGGAAUGUACUCGUACAACUGUAGAAUGCGGCAUCUAUGCAGCAUGCUCUCGACGAGAUAACUACGUUCAAUUUAGAGGCAUAGAUAACGGUUGAACAAGUAGGAGAGGUGCGUAUGGAGUUUAUUCGUAAAAAGUCAGAGUCACUCAUCGUUAGGUAUUGACUACCCUCCUGCAGACUUCCAUCUUCGUCACCAGUGCUUCUGAUCCCGCCCUCAAACUAACAGGUCGCAUCUUUUGUGCGAACGAUCAGCGGGACAGUAAUCCCAACUGUCUAGAGGCGCAUAAAGAAAUGUGUCAGGAGUUCAAUCUGCCUAUCUACGAUCCGGCUGCGUCCGCGUUACCAGGCUUGGCGACGACGACAGAGGCACCAACCAUCUUGCUCACCGAUGACUCCGGAAUCGCGACGGUCGCACCGGUAUCUUCAUUUGGAUUUUUGACAGUACGGGACAACUAGGACAUCUCAACUUAAACCUAUAUUUGACAGGAGUUUUUUUCCGGAAGGUCACAAGUACUUACACAAACCAACUACGAGUGGUUGUACUUUAUAUUAUGAUGACAUACAACAUUCUUGAUGAUGGAUCGGUUCUUUGUAAUAUCAUUAUCACCAAUGUAAUGUUAAUGAUCAACAACUCUCGUCAAUCACCCUUCCAGUUUCGGCAAGAAGUGCCGUGCAGCAUCAAUUGCAAUCACGCAGCCACGAGAGGAGUCGCGAUCUCAAUGAUGUUGCUUCCGAUCUGCUUGUUUUGGUUCAAUCUCCUCUAAGUGUGAGUACAUUGAAACUGAGAAGGAAUAGGAAAUACUUGUUAUAAUCGUGAGCGUUAGGUACUGCUAAAAUUAGAUAGUAGGACCUCAUAAGGAUAAGAAAGACUAGAAGUAUGAAAAUCACAAUGUCAUAUUGCUCCACCAGUGAAUCGAAAAGCCUCAACUCCCCCUAAAAAAAUAAAUUACCAGGAAAAACAAACUACAACUAGCAUUUGGCCAUAAAUGGUUCCUGUUGCAUCACCAACAUAAUAACUACACCCACACAAGAGUAGGCUCAUCCCAAACAGCAACCUUUUCAUAUCCAUAUCAUCUGAACUUCAAAAAUGCAUAGAACUGAAUUUAACUCGACCGAAGCAUGCGUAGUGCUUUCAUUUAUAAAUCCAGACGAAGUAUGCGUAAGUACUCCUAAAUCCACCCUUAAAUUUUCGCUGAACUAAACUAUCGCAGAAACCUCCUCAUCCAUGAUGGAGCAUCAACGUGAAAGUAGUCUCAAUUGUGCAUCUCUUCAUCUACUCAAUGACCACCUCCACAGUCAGAUUUACGACCUAAUAUUAGUACGAAACACAAGAAAUAAGGAAAGUGAUCUCGAGACGUAAAUUGACAUUCAAUCGCGAUUGUAUAUGUUACUAGGGCUUGGUACUUCUUAUUUGGGUAGUGCUUCUAUUUCUACUGCAUCCCCCGUUGGGCGGUAGACGCCCUUGCAUCUCGCCUGCAAGAGAGUCUCACCGGUGUUAUAUGCAGAGAGGAGCACCGCGCCUGCUAGCGAUCUUGACUCUCGCCGUCAACGAUAGCUACAGGUGCCUUGCAGAUUUUGAAGGUUGUUGUAACCAUGAAUGAUAAACCAACUUGGUAAACGAGUUGGGCCCUCCAUUUGGACGCCGGCAGCGGCAAGAUACCCUUGCUGAAGAGUCUCCGAUGACUGCUGCUCCCUUUUUUCGAACGAGAUACGUCAGGCGGAGAGGUCUUACAUCUGUGUUUUUUCUCCAUUUUUUCCUGCAUACGACACGACAAUCUCCAGAGUAAAGUUCAUUCACUUUCGUAGAGCUCGGAGGGUAAACCUCGUUCAUGCUCAGGCAGACGCCGCUUCCAUCUCAUGUGUAGAGAACCAACCUUGCUUCUAAAAAGCACCCGGUACAUCCACGUAAACAAUGUCUCUCAUCCGUAACGCUUUCAGCGCAGCUUCUGCUGUCAUAACGCACCUCGGAGCGGCCGUCACCGCAAAAGCACGGACAUAUGACGAAAUGUUAUCUCACGUUGCCCGGCACCCUGAGAAGCAGAUCGAACACUGCUACGUCCUGAUAAAGUACCUUCGCAGAUACAUAUACAACUUUAAGGCCCCCCCCCCUCCACAUCAGCUUGUACUCUGUAAGACAUUAGAACACAUUCUUAAGAACAUUCAUGCAACUCUCACUCAUAAACUCAUUCGUGCAGUCACUCUACAUACAGAAUGAAACCAACAUCACACACAAUGCCCCCAUCCUAGCAACAUGAAGGUUCUACUCGACGACACUAGCACGAAUAUGCCUGUUCGCAAUCAUCCUGAAGUCGCUCAGCAUGUCCCAGGAGCCAGUUGUAGCAGCAGCACUCGUCUACAUGAACCUCCAGCUCGCAGAACUAAACCGCCUCCAAACCAGACGAAUGGCCAUUGCUGGAGCUGCAGCCCGAGCAGCAUCACACGCACAUCACGCAGAUUCGAGCAAGUCGCACUCACAGUAACUGUGUUGCACAGCAGCACUGUAGCUCACGUCAAUGCAUUCAGUCACUCGUUGCAUGUCUAUCUUCCAAUAGCACACUGAUGGCAGUUGCUGCAGUUGCUCUCCUUUGUAUGCUGUUUCUUGACAUAGCAGAUGGAGUUUUGUGAUGUUGAUCUGUGCAUUACGCGCAGCUUAGAUGUCACAGUCAUGUCUUGACAAGUCAGUAUAGGAAGCCCACAUGAGUGCCAGCCGCAGAGUCGCCCUGUGCCCACAACAAGAAAGUGGUGAUUGAGAGAGAGCACAUUGUGUCCCGCUCCUACGCAACAGGAGUCAGAGUGAUGAAAGAGUGUUGAGAGAAACAUAGUCUUCCUCAACAAACAGACACAAAGUGAGCCUAACCUCAAGCUACCUGUAUAGCAGCCGCCAUUACAACACAGACCUCCACCAUCAUGGUCAAUAUCUCUUGUCACUGAAGCGUAUCACGCAUAAGAGGUCCGCCUAAGUAACGUAGAAUAAACGUAAAAUCAACCCUCGUCGCAUCUAAAAGUCAUUUCUAAAACAACAUGUCUUCAACCGACGAAUCUGGCGAUCCGUCAGCUGUGGCGCCCAGCACAGCUGAAACUGUAGAAGCUCCACGAGUCGAUGGUGGUGUCGCAGGUAACAAGCUAACAUCGCACGACUCCGAUAAUCCAAAGCCGGAUACUGACGGUCAAAAAGCUGACCAGCCUACUGUUACGUCCGUCAUCAACAAAGCUGCUUCAAGUAGUAGCAGCAGCAGCAGCCCGUCAACGUUGAACCAGCCGUCCAGUUCGUCAGGAAUUGCAGCCUCUCAAUCCGGCUCAUCGAAUGACAGAGACCGCCACAAGUCCGCAUCCAAAUCUCGCGCUCGUGGCGACUCCAAGAAGAGGGCUUGCGAACAGCAACCGCCGAAAUCCAUCGACAACAAGAAGCGUUCGAGGAUUGACAAUGCAGCCAAACUCAUGGUUGGCAACCCAACUCAGUUAUCUCCUGAAGAAGAGCGUCAUCUAAAUGUCGGCCUCGGUGCUGACACCUCGCCAACUCCGUAUCACGGCCUGAACCUUGCACCAGACGGCUUCAUGGAGAUUAACCAAGACCACGAGUUUACAGUGCAGCAAUGCAUGCGCAUCGAUGGAGUGAAAGAGUUCUUCACAGCCAACCCGUCGUUCGCAGAAUGGCCGUCCUUAUCGGGCCACUCGUUUGCGCAGUGGCUAGAGCUAGUUCAUCGAAUUGGCUCUCACAUUUCUGUUGAAGAGAAAUCUAAAACUCUUUUUCCCAAUCGUCCAACGAGCAACAAGAUGCAUCCAACUCUCAAACUCAUCAACAGACAGCCACGUGAAUUCGCGCUCAGAGUCCUUAGCGGAGAUUUUGCGAAAGAUGCGGAUGUCGAAGCGCGAGCAUCUGCCCUUGAUCUCCUGCAGUUCGACAACUUCUACGUAAACGGCGUCGACCACCUUCGCUCUCUACACACCUUGGAGUCCAACAUCCCAGGUAUCGCAAACUACAUCCACACCACGCUGUACAUGUUCCCAGUGAUGUGGCAGCUCUUCCUACCCUACGAGACCGCGCCGUCGCAUGCGUACGAAUGCAGCUACCUGUUCUCGCUGCUCGACAAAGGAACGAAGAAAGCGAUAUUGCAGACUCGUCUCGGCCUCCUUCACGCAAUCCACAAGUACAGUCUCCUUCCGCAGUACCUUGUAGAGAUCCUCACCGGUAAGUGCCCGAUCCUCAAAGAAACGCGAGGUGGCGAGAGUGCGCGCCUCAUCCACGGUACCAUGCUCCAAGCCAUCUACGAGGUAUCGCAUUUUUGUGCACGAAUCAUCGACGCUCAGUCGGGUCUCCUAGCAUGGCAACCAUUUGACAUAUUGUCACCGCUCGACUCAGUCACAACGCGCCGUCUCACCUUUGCCAACGAGUCCCUUGACCGUGCAGCAGCGAAUCUAAAGUGGGACGACGUCCUUAGAGACAAGCGCCACAUCGAGCCACCCCAGUUUGCUGGCCAAUACGAAGUCUUCGUUGAAUCAGGAGGCACGCUCACCGGAAACAGUGACAACACCCUGACCUCCGACACCAUCGACUACACAACAUGGGCACCCUUCGCCGUCUCAACUGUUGACGACGACAAGACCGCAGACGACAUUCUCCAAGACAAGCUUGCCGACGGCGACAUCAGAGGUGAUGACUUCGUGAUGAUGAACGGUCUUGCAGGUAGUGGUAUGAAGCUUGCUGAUGUAGACCUAUCUGACGGAUUACAAGAUGCGGCAGCAACCCAGGCUCAUCGUCAACAGUUUCUGCGCCAAGCACCAGAAUUCCAGCAAGCCGUUUUGAAAGGCAAAGGCCGAUGCUUUCAGCAAAAUCGCUGCAAACCAACCCCAAUGAGUGGAGUUAGCAAAGGAAAAGCAUCGUUACAGGCAGUGUCGCAUGUGCAGGUGGACCAACAGUCAAAAGGGUCAUACCCUCACCCGGCCCUGAACCCAGUCUCCGCCAGACUAGCGCAUGGUGUCCAGCCAGGCCGAAUUGGCAACCAAUUAUCCCAACAUUGUGAAGGUUCUGGUCCCAGCUCAACGCACAUGUCAUCAGCGUCCACAGCCAACGGCAGAGCCAACCUCGUCGGGCCGAGUGCGCCGAAGUGUAAUAUGUUAUCUGUUACAGUUAGUUUCACCACUACAUCCACCAUAAGUCGCUGACAUGAUAGCCCGUCUCCAUAGGAAUAGCCGACUCAUCUACAGGUCCUAAAAAACCUAAAUUACUCUUCGCCGCCUCUCACGGUCAGUAGCAACCCUGUGCUACAAUGUCAAUAAGCAACAUAGCGUCGACAAUCAUCCUGCCAAAUCACCUCUCACAGGCCCGUCGAACGGAUUCCCGCUGUACGAAGACCCAGAUGCGCCUAACUUCGACCCCGACGUUGUCUCGACGAAGUCACAAGAAGCAAGCAUACCUGUUGCUCAUCUCCAUCGACACGGUUUCAUCCCGAUUUCCUACGGCUUCAAGGAACGCACCAUCAACGCCCUUGCCUUUCGCAAGCUGAAAGCCAUCCUACUUCUGGUAAUCGACCACGACGCCGAUGGACUAUGGGCGGCUGGUAUCGACCCAGAUGGCCUAGAAGACAUCGCCGCACUGCAGCUUUUCGCGAGUAACAUCCUGCAAUCCGUCAUCAAGAGCAAGCGAUCUGACCCAGUCACACAUGAAGCGUACAUCGACGCAGCUGUGACACUCGCCAUCAACCGCCUAGCAGUGAAGGAUAUCAACGACCAGAAGGCGGAAGACGUGAUGAAAGAUGUCGUGCUACCACCAUUUGCAACCCUCGCUGAGCGAGCGGCAGCCCGAGAGCUUGUAGAGCAGCUAGGAGCAUCUGCGAAGCACCAUAAGUUCUCAAUCAGCUCAAGCUUCUUUGGCAUCACAACGGAGAUCAUGAGCAAGGCGUUCACGCAUGCAGAGAAAGUGCUGAAUGGUGCUGUCACCUUUCGUGACAAGAUCAAUGAUUACUCAUCAGACGCGCACCCGAAGCUCGCAGCGGCAGUCUCAGGCACGAACAUGUUCCUAAUGCUCGCGUAUGCAGCCGACUUGCUCCAGAAAGACUUCCAAGCGUUUCACGACUUGAAAGCCGAGAUCGACGAGGCCCCAGGCCUCUCGAAGUUUCUUCACGAAGCCGACCAGAAGAAGCUCAUCUCUAGAGCAGCCGAUGUGUUCAAGAACAAGCUCCGCCCUGUGUCCGCAUCUCGCCAUGACAUCAUUCAAGCGGCCAUCUCUCUCCGUGAUCUAGUGCCGAGGGACAAGACCAGAGUUGCAGCAGCGUCGUCCACGGAAAAGCAGGUACACCAACCGCGCAAACCCUUUGGAGCAGGUAGACAGCAGUCCCAACGCCGUCAUCACGUCAACAACAAUCGCGACCGCCAAGGACGCGACAAAGUCCGCAUUCGCAGCCAUGGAAGAGGCCGAGGCCACAGUGCGAGAUCUCGUAGUCGUGACCGACGCUCUCGCACACAGAGCCGUGAUGAUGCUAAGCCACGCAACGACCAGGGCCAUGGCCUGACUGAGAAGAAGCAGCGAUUCGGCCAGCACGAGUCGAAUGCAAAAGCGGCACUCGCAGCAGAGUAUGUCUGCGAAGAUACCAUCGACACAAAGGAGAUAUGUGUCAUGUUCGCAUGCGCACAAAAGAAAGUGAAGAUCAACAUCGGCGGUGAGAUGCGAGUACCAUUCUGCAACCUUGGUGAUGACAAGUGCAAACGCCACAAGAAGACGUCCGCAUGGGUAGACACGCUGAAACUGAAGUAAGCAUACAGUGGACAGUAAUCCACGUCGGCUGUGUCAUCUACCUCGUGACGCCACUCUUAAUUAAGCUUGCAACUGCUAGUCAGCUCCAGUGAUCCUGCAUCUCUUAGAGAAUUGCAUCAUCAUGUUGCAUAGUAAGUCAUGGUCUAGUAGACCAAUUGGCACAAAGAGGCCAAGAUGCAAUGCAGCCCAAAGUAGGUAGUAUAGCAUGCAACAGAGUAUCUCACCAAGAUCCAUGUGCAUGACCCCAAGUGAGGUGAGCCUCACACAGCCGCACCAUAGCAGCAGCACCCGCCAGGGGCAGAACCACGAAGGUAGAGCUCGCCUGAGGCAAGAGGCGACCCCAGAGUGUGAGCGCUGAGCCACGUUUCUUUCUUUGUCCUGACACAGGCAUCAUAAGCAGAGUCUGUCCAUCUGUUCACUAUCGGUGACCCGUUGUUUCUUUGUUUCUACAGGUGUCCCCUGAAAACCCUGAUGUAAUAACUGUACACCAGAUAGGCGCGCCACCUUGUUCACGAGCAGCUAAAACCAAGUACAGUCACUAAGUCCUCUCCUCAGUAGGUUUAGUAAGUGAGCUUUGCACGCACACCUGUUGCCCAUUCGGCCUUUCAGCUGUUUCAUCAGUGCUGGUUAUGUACUUUCAGUACAAUGAUGUCUGUCGCAUCUUGAGAUUUCUUAAGCUAGUUAUGGCUGCAUCAAGCCACCAUCACUCUUGUAGGUCAAUCAAACAGACACACACCUCUCCACCAUAAUGUCGCACAAUUCCAAGCAAGGCCUCCCUGAAGCGAUUCGCUUCCAUGCAUCCAUCGACACAUCCCCAGAAGGACUUGAACGUGAACGCGAGCGCCUCGAGAUGGUGGUUGAAGACAUCCGGUCCACAGCACUCAAAGAGUCUGUUAUUCACGGCACCAAAGAAGACCUCCUCGCCCGUCCAAAGCGUGUCACCGAGCUGAACAAAUUUUACCAAGGUCACAAGGCGUCCGCUCUCAAGACCGAGGACAAGUCCCCUGCCCUGCUAAAGAGUCUCAUGGAGCGUGUGAGCUACGGAACGCAGGAGCUCCGUGAGAGGGUGUGGGGAAGCAACGGCUUCCUUAGCACUGGCUUCCCGACUGUUGGUCCAGUGUUCAAGUAACCUCUCUAUCCUACACUUUGUUGCUCGUUGCCUGUUCUGUCAAGUCAUGGUAGUAAGUAUAUCCCAAUCACUUUCAGCACCCUCUUCAGAUAGUAUCAGGACUCGCCAUCACUACCUCUGCGCUUAUCCACAUACGUGUCUCAAACCAACAGGUACGGAUCGUGGCAAGACGCCAAGCCAAUGUCCAGAGCAGAAAUUGACCGAGUCGAUCACUGUCCUGUAGAGGAUGAAGCAAUCCAGCGAGCAAUCAACGAGAUCCCCCAGCCGUCGUGCAGACCUCUGCCUUGUGAGUCGAAUGACAUCCUACGCAGAGGUUACGACACAAUUGUCGCCAACUCCUGGCCAAACUCGCCCAUCAUCAAGCCGAUCCCCGACGAAGCCAUCUCCAUCGUCAACGGUGUCGUCCACGUCCAUGGUGUGCCUGCGAAGAAGCAUAUCCGAAUAUUCUCCAUUGGCCAGCGGUGGUGUGAUCAAGUCCACGAUUGGACAAAGAUCAGGUCCAUCGCGAAUGAGAAGCCCGUUGACACGCGCGCAAGCGCCGUCACCGAGCAUCUUGUGCUGCCUCAUAUGGACGUCAUAAUCAACGCCAUGCAAGAAUGUGUCCUGCCUGGGUCCGACGCGCCUCUGAUGUACUGCAAGCGACACCUCACAGCCCAGAUUGCAGAAGAGCGCCACGCGCAGAAGUCAUGGGUAGAACUUGACGUGAUCUCUGGAGGAUGGAGAGCCUGUGAUGUUGUUGAUUCCUCACUUCCAGCUUUUCUUCCCGUAGCAUCGAAACUUGACUUGCAUAGUGCAUACUUUCAGUUACCAAACGAUUGUGAAAAUGAUGAGUACUUAUGUUCUUUUUGGAACCCUUUUGCUAACCGCUUUCAGUUUGCCCACACUCCGUGUAUCACCUUUGGCAAUGUUCAUAGUGUAUUUCAUUUUUGUGGUAGUGUCUCACGUCCAUUUGAGUUUAUCAUUCGAGAGAUUGCAGGCAUUCCUGUACUAAUUUAUGUAGACGACCUCAUUCUCCUCACAUGCAUCGCCCUUGCAGCGAUGUCGCAUCGCUGUGUUAAGCGCAUCGUAGCGCUGCUUGGGUUUGUGCAAUCUGAUGCAAAAGAUGUCAUUGGGUCGGCUCUCUUAGCCUCAGACGUGCUUGGCAUCGACGUUGUCACUGACCCCACCUCUGACUCUGUCUUGAUCCGCAUGUCAAAGGCGAAAGUUGAUGCUGCAGUUGACUCAAUAAACAACCUCAUCAAGCUCAUUUGCAGUGCCUCCGUAACCUGCAAUGCUAUUCACAACGCGUUAGGACUCAUUACAUACCACCUCUUUCAUCGUAAAUACUUGAACGUAGGCCCCCAGGUCAGUAUACUAUACCGUCUCACUCAACCCCGCAUAGUAAAGUCCCUAAACAAGAGUAAACAGUUUCAACUAGUAGUUGUCCAAUAUCUUUUGCAAACGAUCGACGCCAUCUCUGAGAACCCAGACUUUGUGCUGUCUCGCAGCAAGCUCCUGAAAGAUGGCUUCGACCUCUUCAGUGAUGCUGCUGCGGCAGGGAACAUGGUUUGGGCAGGAGCAGUUGUCCUCCUGCCAUCUGGCGACUCAUUCCACUACAAAUUACAAUUCACGAUUGGCAAAUCUCCACAGCAGUUUCCUAGUGCCUUCUUUCGCAACACUCACAAGAUCUUCAUCUACGAGCUUCUCGCGCUCUGGUUAGGCCUCAACAUCUUCGGUGAUCAUAUUCGUAAUCUAAACGGCGUUUGCCAUGUUGACAAUAUUGCAGCAGCGUAUGCCACAGUGAAAGGCAAGUCAGCCUCCCCGGCAGGCGCAGCGCUUGCUUCUGACAUAGUCCGCACUCUUCGACAAGCUGAGAUUGCAACAGCUAUUAAGUAUGUCCGCACUGAUCGUAACCCGGCUGACGCUCUCACACGAGAGAAACUUUUUGUUGCAUAUACUGAACGUGUCAAUAGUAUUGACAUCACACCAUCCCGAGAUGUAGUCAAUGAUAUGCUCUGUUGUAUAGGUGAACUCAUGUGCAACGCUGAGAUUGGUGUCAGUCAUGUUACGAAGAGCCCUUAAUCUCCCGCGCACUACUGUGCGCACUGAAUCAGACCACCAGGACUACAAAUUAUGGCCGCUUGAGUCGGCGCUAUCGCCGCAGACUGUUCGCUGCAGACGUUCUCACUGGAAAGCCUUCAUUGCAUGGUGGGCAAAUGAGUAUCCAUCUCGUCCUUUUCACAUCCCACCAUAUGCCACAUCGCGUGCUGACUGCACCCUGCCGAAUGUGCACUUCACUGAGGAGCUCUUCGCCUUUGGCCGCUACCUCAUCUCUAGGGACAUGUCCCGAUCAUACCAUGUGAUCCUUGCAAGCGUCUCGCAGCGCCUCAAACAGCUCAACUGCCUUGAAUUAGGCAGCCCCUGGGCAUCAGACAACCAGCGUAGCAUGUAUUACGCACUCAACAAGCUCAAAGAGACCUUUACCCGCCGCAAGGCAAUGCCGGUGCCAGCACGCCGCCUUCUUCAGCUCGCCCCACACAAGCGAGAGAUCGCGAAAUUCUGGGUCUCGGGCGCAUACCGCCUUGCGUCUCUCCUGUCGAUCAUGCCAGAGAUGGUCCAACCGCUCAGAUCAGACCCAUCAUGGGCUACCAUUGUCGUCCCAGACGUGAAAUUCAACCCAGAUGAAGCAGACCUCUUCUGCAACGCAGUGCCUGCCGCCGUCACGCCAGCCUCGAUCGGUUCCUGGACCGAGCAGAAACUCAGGUCCAUCGCAGAGGAGUGCGGCUCAACCCCGCACGGGAUGCGUCGUGCAUGUGCCACAGCUGUCAGAAUUGUUGCUGCAAAGCACGGCUUCUGGUCUGUCGACGAGCUUCCCGAUCUCAACCUUCAGCGUCUUGCAGACCAUUUCGGUUGGUCUCGAGCUGGUGUCAUGAGAAUGUUUGACUACUACACACUUGAUUUUCGUACAUUCAUUGGUCUUGGAUUUUUCCUACCACGUGCACUAAUGUACUGGCUCCUUGAAGACAUUGUAUCUCCAUCCACAACGGACUCUGACAUCUGGUUCUUCUCAUGAUGCAUCCACCAACCAAGGCCUCGCGCCACAGUUAUAACCACACGAGGUUGCCGACCAAUCCAGUUCUAGGAUGACUCUAGAGCAGUGUUCCUUUGAGCGUCCUCCAUCCGCACCCUCCUCAGUUAGAACGACCACUCCUCUAUUAGGAGGUUGAGCUAUCGCUAUAUCAAGUUGUCGGUAUCUCACCAAGUCGGUUUGUGGUGGAGUGCGCAAGGCUUGCUCACCCAUCGGAAUAGUUCUGCGUACAAACAAUCAUUACAAUCAUAUGUAUCUGUUGUACCUGUUCCAUGUCAAACGUCUCGGAGAUCUCGUCAUUAUUUAGACAGAUUUAUCGCUGUCGUGCUCUUUGUCAUCGUCUAUUCAAUCGAUAAACCCUAGAAUUCAACAGAUAUGAAAUUCUUGAAACGCAACACAACUACUCUACUCCGAUUGUAGUUCAUCUAACACUGCAUGAGCAUGUGCUCAACUUCGUAAAUUCACCUUUCCGCAUUCUUCAGAAAAUACUGCAACAUUCUGCGAUGAUAUCGUAAAAAUCGUAGUAGAGGAUAAACCGACGUAAAGAACACAAAUAUAACUAUCAAACUAUGUACUACUCGUACUAGUGAUAUUAAAAUAAAUAUGUCUAUGUCAUACACCACCACAGAAAAAUUAAUUAUCCAACGUAACAAACAGUACAAAUACCGAUGAGUAGUAUUUCCUAGAAAAAUAUGAAUAUCCUCAGGAGCAAUAUUGAUUCCCACUGAACUCAUUAUGAACUUGCAAUGUGAGAAACUAGCUGAAAGUAGCAGCUAGUCGCGAUAACAAUGGCAGACGCAAUAAGAUUCUCAAUAUUUGCUGCCGCAGUAGGCGCAUUAGGUUCAUCGACCAAUGCAACCAUCAAGAAUUGACUGCAGUGUAGACGUGACAAAAUCCCUCGCGG
Molecule: messenger RNA, 13881 nt
Organism: Amoebophrya sp. A25
Lineage: Eukaryota; Dinophyceae; Syndiniales; Amoebophryaceae
Source: the annotation of a GenBank genome assembly